Messenger RNA from Lactuca saligna, 945 nucleotides. NCBI's taxonomy places the organism in Eukaryota, Viridiplantae, Streptophyta, Magnoliopsida, Asterales, Asteraceae. The record is from the annotation of a GenBank genome assembly.
AUGAGGAUUUUAGGAAAAUUUAUCACUGCCGCUCUCCUCCUCUUCUUCGUGUUGAUCAUGACUGCACCAUCCACGGCGGAUAUCAUAUCUACGAAGAUCCGAUCCCAUAACCGAAAUACGAUCCUCUUCUCGGAGUUCGAAUACUCACAUACCGGUUACGUUUCCGUCAAGGUCUCCUCCGUCGGGAUCUCCUCCAUUCCGUUUACAUCCAACUUAUCACAACCUGAUCCCUCGCGCAUUGGUUUCUUCCUUUUAUCGGAUGAACUGUCAUACCGCUACCGCCAAGAAUUUAAAAGAAACCCGGAUUUGUGCGUCUUGGAUAUUAACUUCAUCUCAGUCCUCUUUACUUUUAGAGAUCUCUCCCCUCCUCCUGAGUCCUCUUUUAACAAAUCGUAUCAUGUCAUAUAUCCUGGUGUGUACUCACUUUACUUCGUCAACUGCAACGAUCUAUCCCUCUUGACGAUGGAUGUCCGCUCAGAGCUUUACAACACCGGGUUUUUGAUCUCCAUAUCCGUUAAGAACCAACAAUGUGUUAAUCUGAUGCAUUUGCAAAUGGGUUUGUUGCUUGUUACGAAUCUCCUUUACUUUAUGUGGGCGGUGGCGGUUCAGCAUGACCUGAAGGUUACUGAUAUCAUCUGUGGCGUCGUUGUUUUUCUCCACACUUUUUGUUCGGCUGUGUCGUUCAAAAUGGCUAAGGAUACAUCAACCUUUGUGAGGUCGUAUAGCUCGCUCAAGGAGGUUACUUCUAGGCAUGAUGUGUUCCCUUUCUUGCUUUUUGUAUACAUUAUCUUCACGAGGGGACUGAAUGUCGUGUUGCAGACUACUGCGUUACAGGAAACCUGCACUCUUGUGUUCUCAAUGGUCAUGUUAUAUAUGUACAGGCCAUUUCCUCUGGGUGAUGAGGAUCAAAAGUGUGUGGGAUUUAUCGAUCAUACUGGUGCCUAG